Linnemannia hyalina is the source of this 1680-nucleotide messenger RNA. Lineage: Eukaryota; Fungi; Mortierellomycota; Mortierellomycetes; Mortierellales; Mortierellaceae. The record is from the annotation of a GenBank genome assembly.
AUGUCAGGAACCAGCAAGGCGCCCCUUGGCGACAUCACCCAUCGCCCACUCACAGGACGUCGUUCAGGAAACACAACUGCCCAGCAGGUCGCCAACCUCACCUGCUCAGCCGGACAAGGCGAUGAGAACAACCCUGCCCGUGGGCUACUGGACCUCUUUGCUGCCCAGUCUGGGUCAGUGUCGCUCAAUCGAAAGAGAUCCCUUAAACGGUUCAUCGAUGACUCUGAACAUCCCAUCGCACGCUUUCUGUCCCCUCAACCAUCCCCAACAAAGCCCUCAGCAACCAAGAGCAAUGCAGCAAAAGCUGGAGGAGUGUCACCCACAAAGUCAGUAGCGAAUACUGUUGUUGUUGUGGACUCUAUUCUCUCUGGAGAGUUGAUGCCGCCUACAGGACCACUGUUCUUCCAUUCUGCCAAGGCUGCACGACCCACCAGCAUUCUCUCUACUAUUUGUCGGCGACAGACUUUCGGACGACAGAGGAACAUGCCAUACUAUGUUUCAACGCGGGAGUACAUGCUGGAUUAUAUCAGCCGGCCGAGCGAUGUUUAUUCCUUUGUAUCUCAGGAUGGAGCUACACUCGUCCCACCCUUCUCUUGCGCAUACAACAAUGUUGCCAACGGAGCUAGGAAUCUUGCUGUCGGGGAUGAGGAUGGCACCAUACAUAUUGUUGACACCAGGCGAGAGGGAUCACACCCUGAUGCCACAAAGCAGAUUCUCGCUCAUCAGAACGCCAUUUUCGAUCUUUGCUGGACAAAGGAUGAUUCCAAGAUUGUCUCUGUGUCUGGCGAUCAAUCAGCAAGGAUACACGACGUUGAAACGAAAAAGUGCGUUGGAGUGUUUUCUGGUCACACCGGUAGCAUCAAGAGUGUAUCAAUGAAGCACAACGACGAUUUCAUCUUUGCGACGGCGGCCAGAGAUGGAGCGGUAAUGAUUUGGGACUCUCGCUGUUCGAGCACCACAUCUGCCACAGGCGAGACAGUUUACAGACCGGCGGAUAGACUUUUGAACGUACAUGCAAGCACAACGCGCGCUGUUCCACCCAAGAAAUCCAAGCAUGGAAGUGAUGGCCCUAACACCGCCUCAGCAGUGCAAUACAUGCUUCACAACGAGCACAUCAUUGCCUCCACAGGAUCUCUGGACGGAUCGAUCAAAUACUGGGAUGUGCGCAAACAUGGCACUUACUUUAAGCACGAUUACCCGACACCUCUUCAGACGUCCAAAUACACGCCUACGACCAGACGAGCACACGGAAUGACAUCGAUGGCCCUCUCGCCUGACGGCCGAGCUCUGUAUGCAUUGAGCUCUGACAGCAAUAUUUAUAUGUACAACACAACGGCCCUGGGUCACCCUGUCGAGCGAUUUGGUGGCAGCGAUUUUGCAUGCUCAAGCUAUUAUAUCAAAAUCAGUGUGUCUCCUGACGGCAACUACAUUGCAGCAGGAUCGAGCAAGGACCUUUACGUGUGGGAGAUCAACAUGCCUCAGAGGAAGCCUCUUGUCUUCCAAGGUCAUGAACGGGAGGUGACGGGUGUUGACUGGGCCAAGGAUCUCGGCCAUGGCACCGAGCUGAGUGGAUGUUCUGAUGAUGCCAAGGUCCGGACAUGGAAGCCUAAUGGCGAACUCGUUCAAGAAUGCCGAGAGAACAAGAGCCUGCUGAACCUUCACGGCAUUGUCUCUGAGUAA